Molecule: messenger RNA, 944 nt
Organism: Carassius gibelio (silver crucian carp)
Lineage: Eukaryota; Metazoa; Chordata; Actinopteri; Cypriniformes; Cyprinidae
Product: dehydrogenase/reductase SDR family member 11-like
Exons: 7
Coding region: 88-855 (255 amino acids)
Source: RefSeq, a predicted model, not a curated record
CAGAUCAGUACUCCCUGAGAAAGGGGGAUACAGUGAAUAUAACUGCAAACAGGAGAGGCUCUUCUGUAGCAGUUUUCUGAACUUGUAAUGGAUCGCUGGAAAGGCAGGGUUGCUCUUGUCACUGGAACUUCGGUGGGAAUCGGAGCUGCAAUCGCAAAGUCUCUUGUCCAGCAUGGCAUGAAGGUGGUCGGCUGUGCCAGAAAUGUGGAGCAAAUUGAGAAACUGGCAGCAGAAUGUGUCAGUAGUAGAUUCAGUGGCACUCUGAUCCCAUAUAAAUGUGAUCUGUCUGUAGAAGACGACAUGUUAUCCAUGUUCUCCUGGAUCAAAGUUCAGCACCAGGGUGUUGAUGUGUGCAUUAAUAAUGCAGGUUUGGCUCUCCCAGAGCCUCUGUUGAGCGGGAAAACCAGUGGCUGGAGGACUAUGAUGGAUGUGCAUGUCAUUGGCCUGUCAGUGUGCACCCGAGAGGCUUACCAGUCCAUGAAAGAAAGAAAAGUUGAUGAUGGUCAUAUCAUUAAUAUUAAUGGUAUGUGUGGACAUCGCGUCCUCCACAACGCUGAUUUACACUUCUACACUGCUACCAAAUAUGCAGUGACGGCUCUCACAGAGGGUCUCCGGCAAGAGUUACGAGAGGCCAAGACCCACAUACGUGCCACAGCUAUAUCUCCUGGCUUAGUGGAGACGGAGUUAACCAACCGGCUCUUUAGUCAAAACCCAGAAAAGGCUGCUGCUACCUAUAAAAGCAUAAAGUGCCUGCAAGCAACUGACGUCGCAAACGCAGUGGUGUAUGUCCUGAGUGCUCCUCCUCAUGUUCAAAUUGGUGACAUUCAGAUGAGGCCUGUGGAGCAGCUGACAUAAACUGAACAGGGAAACAGGAUGAAGCAUCUCUUUAAUAAACAUUGUGAAAGUUUGCAGACAAUAAAAGAUCACAAGAAUGUUGUAAAUAA